This is a messenger RNA of Tripterygium wilfordii, 3065 nucleotides long. RefSeq names its product probable ubiquitin-like-specific protease 2B. The transcript has 16 exons. The coding region runs from base 129 to 2834 and encodes 901 amino acids. The record is from RefSeq and is a predicted model, not a curated record. Gene Ontology annotation, molecular function: cysteine-type peptidase activity. NCBI's taxonomy places the organism in Eukaryota, Viridiplantae, Streptophyta, Magnoliopsida, Celastrales, Celastraceae. Gene Ontology annotation, biological process: proteolysis.
UUGAAAAUCGGGGAUUUGUAUCCAUUCCGGUCUUCCGUUUCUUCCCUGUCACUAGAUUCCUCCAUAAUUACUCGGACGACCUUCUGUUUAACUCCCUGAGUGGGCUUGAUCGCUUCGAUCCAAUCAUCAUGAAGGACGGUUUGGAGGUUUUCGAUUUCACGGAACAAGACGAGUUACCGGAAUUUGCAGCGAAAAGAAUUUCGGGAAAGUAUAAAAACCCUAACAUCGACGAUCAUGAGAUGUACGAUUUUCAUGAAUGCGUGGCCCAAGGAGCCAGAGUAUCAAAGAAGGAUGCUGUUGAUGCUCUUGAAAGUGAUCGGAGUUGCAACAAUGAUAUUACAUAUGAUCAUCUGAGCAAAGGUGGAGAUGCCUUCACCAUUAGAGAAGGAAAUUCUAUGUUGGAGGUUGCUUCACAGUUUAGAAUGAUAAACGAACCUCAUCAUUGUGCUGCCAUAUUAGAUAAUCAUGAACGUAGUGAGCCACUUGAUGUGAAAUCAUAUGCUGAUGCAUGCUCGACGGAGAGUUCUCCAUCUAGUCAUGCUGAUAUUGCCGAGGACAUUGUGUUUCCAUAUGGCGAUGAAUCAGAUAAUUGCUUUGGUGAGCUGGAAACGGAUGACAUAAAUAUUGUGGUUGAUUAUGUUGAGUAUCGCGGCAAUUAUUCUACAGGAGGCCUCGUAACUUUUUCCGGCAGUGGGAUCAAAAUUAGCUAUUCAAGUGCACAUGAAAACCAAGGAACCUUUAACAUAGAAAGAGGAAUUGACGAUAUUAUUGAUAUUAAGUCCCAGCAUAUUCAAAGAUUUGGACCGCUUAUGGUAAAGCUUUGCAUAUUCUCAAGGGAUACUGAACAAGUUGACAAUGGACAUGACACUUCAGGCGUUGAGGAGGUACAAUUUGCAAUUUUUGAUCCCAGCUGGUCCAAUAAACAAGAAAAGAUUAUCGCAUCAAACGAAAAAUACUCUGCAAUUUGGGAUGUUGAGCAAUACAUUGACGUGACAACGGAUGGUGAUGACUUUGUUAGAGAAGGGCAUUAUUUUCCCAACUUUGACGAAGCUUUUGAAGACGUCGUCUAUCCAGAAGGGGAUGCAGAUGCAGUUUCCCUUAAUAAAAGCGACGUUGACCUACUGCAACCUGAAACAUUUGUCAAUGACACCAUCAUUGACUUUUACAUCAAGUACUUGAAGAAUCAGAUCCCCGACAAGGAGAAACAUAGGUUCCACUUUUUUAAUAGUUUUUACUUCAGGAAGCUUGCUGAUAUGGACAAAGAUCCAUCUAGUGCUUCUGAUGGCAAGGCAGCUUUCUUGCGUGUUCGUAAAUGGACGAGAAAAAUGGAUAUAUUUGGAAAAGAUUAUAUCUUUAUUCCCGUUAAUUUCAAUCUCCACUGGAGUUUAUUGGUUAUAUGUCAUCCUGGUGAUGUGGCUGAUUUUAAAGCUGAAGGCUUAGCCAAGUCACCCAGAAUACCCUGUAUACUGCAUAUGGAUUCCAUCAAAGGAACACAUACUGGUCUGAAGAAUCUCAUUCAAAGUUAUUUGUGGGAAGAGUGGAAGGAGAGGCGAAAGGAGUCGUCAGAAGCUAUAUAUUCAAAAUUCUUGAAUUUGCGCUUUGUCCCACUUGAGCUGCCCCAGCAGGAAAAUUCAUUUGACUGUGGACUUUUCUUGCUUCACUACUUGGAGCUCUUCUUGGCAGAAGCUCCUUCCAAUUUCAGUCCUUUCAAGAUAACCAAGUUCUGUAAAUUUCUCAAUGGUGAUUGGUUUCCACCCGCUGAGGCUUCACUAAAGCGUACUUCUAUCCAGAGAUUAAUUUUUGGAGUCUUAGAAAAGCGUUCUCAGGAAGUAUCUUCUGCAGAGUGCAGUGAUGAGCCUCACCAUUCUGAAGUUUGUGAGAGAGAAACUGGUGUGGAGUUACUUUCAAAGAGGUGCAGUCCCGCAGUAGACUGUAAUGGUGAUUUACCGUCUUCUCAAUCUGACCAGGGGAUUGAAAUUACUCUCUUGUCAGCAUCUUCUUUGAGGAAUUCUCAGUGCUUUAAUGAUACAGGCUUGGUUUUCCGUGAGCUGCUUGAGCCUGGAAUGAGUACUGGAUCAUUACUUGCGGAGUACCACUCCUUUGACCAGCCAUCUUCUUACUACCCUCUUAAUAGCACUAUAUCGUCAUUAGAGGAUAAUCCAGAAACCGGAGAGCAGUUUGUUUAUUUACCUUCUGGAGGAUCUCCUUUUCAGCAAAUCACAACUGUGACCACACCUCAAGGCAGUGCUAUUCCAUAUUCAUUCCAGGGUUUUGGAGCAGACGGAUCUUGGAACCCAGGAUUUCCAGUGGAAGAUGGUGUUGAUUCAUCCCCAGAAACAUCUCACGAAGCAACAGAUGAUUUAAAUGAUGUUGGGAUCAUUGAAAAUGGCCCUCCAGAGGAAGAUGUGGCUGCCAACGAAAAGGAUAUAACCGAUCAACAGUCCCCAUCAACGGAGAACAUUGUGUCGGUGUCUAGUGAGAUCCUGGAUCCUUCCGUGGUUGAAGAUUCUCAAGACCCUGAUAAGAUUAUUGUCAUUGAAGAUUCUCAAGUCCCUGAUAUGAUGCUUGGUAGCAAGGAAAAUGGAGACCUCCCCUCCAGUGAAGAAAACACAACUGUAUUGUUUCUUCGAGACCCUAACAUGGCAGAAAAGAGAUUGCAUCAAGAGACCGAAAUGGUUGGCAGCGUGCCGGUCCCAUGUGAUGAUGAUGUGCAAAUUACUGAAAAUGGCGUAGUAGAAGAAUCAGGCGGACAUGUUGCAAAGAAACUACGGCUUACAUCGCCUGCUGAGGGAGAGGAUGUAAUCGCCAGAAGCCUUCCAGAAGAGGAUUUCUGAUUGCGAAUUUUGCUUGAAGGUUGGCUUCAAGUCUCAUUUUCCCAUUGAUUUUCAACUUGCCACCCACCCUGUAUAUGUAUGUAAAUACUUGCUCUCUAUUGGUAUUGAUGUGCUGGUAUUGAUGUGCCAUUUGUAGAUACGGUCGUGGCCCAAAAUAUACCCGUUUUGCUUACAAUCAUCUACAUACGGUUAUGGGUCAAGCUGAUCCCAUAACUCGGGCUUAUUAUCUUG